Messenger RNA from Malania oleifera, 1365 nucleotides. RefSeq names its product pathogen-associated molecular patterns-induced protein A70-like. Bases 236 to 1012 code for a protein of 258 amino acids. The transcript has a single exon. The record is from RefSeq and is a predicted model, not a curated record. Lineage: Eukaryota; Viridiplantae; Streptophyta; Magnoliopsida; Santalales; Ximeniaceae.
AUUAAAAAAGCAGAAACCCUUUCCCCAUCUCAGCUUCCGAUUCAUUUCUCUGUCGCCAGAUGCAAUCCCCUUUCCCCGCUCUCUCCAUCACAAAAAAAUACUUUUUUUUUUCAUUUUACUUUUCCCAGCUUCUAUAUAAUUAAUUAAUUAAUUAUUAAUAUAUAUUAAAAUUGAAAUUCACCAGCCAAACCUCACAUAAAUAGCUCCACCCGUUUCCAUUAUUUGGGAAAAACUGAUGUGGGGAAAGCAAGCAGCCAUGGCUGAAGAAUCCGCAACUACUGUGCUCGCUGCCAUGACCAGCUGGCUCACACCCUCUUUUCUCUUCCUCAUCCUGAACCUUACCAUCGGCGCAAUUGCCGUCAUCUCCAGCUUCGCCGCUCGGAAGAAGCGGCAACAGCCUCCGCCGCCUCCGCCGUCGCUCUUCCGAGUCCCCUCCCUCCUCGACCGAGUCAGAUCCUUCAACUUAUCCUCCCGCGGAUAUGGAUUCCCCGACCAGUCCCCGCCGGAAACGACGGCUCAGCCUCCGGAAACCGAGGCGACCCUCGACGAACCGCCCCCGCUCGCUCGAGGUCCGUCGCUCCUGGACCGGCUCGCGUCCUACAAAUUCUCUCUCCACAAGUACGACCAAUACGAGUCGCAAUCCGGGUCGUCCUCCGAUCCGUCGCCGCCGGAACCGGCUGAUCACCCGGCGGGGGAGACAUUAGAGACCGUAGAUCAAGACGACGUCGAGGGCGAAAAGUCCAGGGAGGCGCCGGUGGUGAGGGCUCCGGAGAAGAUGAAGAAGUCGACGAGCUUGAACGCGGCGCCAGGGAGGAACCGGGAGGAGGAGGAGGAGAUCAACCGCCGGAGGCCGGUGACAGUGAGGGAGGGAAGGGGUAGUAGAGCAGGCGAGUUUGGGGAGGACGAAGAGGUGGAUGCGAAGGCCGAUGACUUCAUCAACAGGUUCAAGCAGCAGCUGAAGUUGCAGAGGUUGGAUUCUCUCUUGCGUUACAGAGAGGUCAACAGAAGGUGAGAAACUCAAAGAAACGUCGCCGUUUCCUGUUGUCCCCUGUUUUUAGAGUUUGUGUCCAGGAGGGCUUUGAUGGUUGCCUGUUCCUUGUCAUCUUUGUUUUCCCUUGAACUGCAUGGGUAUUUAUGGUAAUUUGAUUAUCAUUUGUCUGUUAAUGGACCAUGGCCCUUUCUAGGAGAGGGUGAUACCAUGUUAGUAUCAGAAAGUAGAUUCCCCCAUGGCUAUUUAGUAUCAUGCAUUGCUACCAAUUUCAUUGACCUGCACUUGUCCUAAAUGAGGCAGAAAAGCAGAUUCUCUUAGGUUGGUCAUUCUAAUUAUCUUCAUGGUUUGGAAUAAAUUUUGAAACUAAGUUAUAA